CCUUUGGGGGAGUACAAAAAGGUCUCAGCAGGAGAAGGCGGCGAACUGUCUUAUGUUUUGGGCGCAACUCUCACUAAGGCCGAGGUAGCACACUCAGUCCGGUUUCUACGCCAAUUUGGAGAGCAGCCACCGACGACGGGUGACUCAGGAACCAAAAUGGCUAAUGCUGCUGGUGCACCUGCAGCAGAUAUCUGUGCAAAUGGGCUUGGACGUAUGUCCAAAAGGGGGAGCAACGGGAGGGAGAACUCUCUCAGCUGGAGGGAUAGGACAAAAAAUCUAGACCUACUACAACUCUUUGUUUGA
This is a messenger RNA of Neurospora tetrasperma FGSC 2508, 303 nucleotides long. RefSeq lists its product as uncharacterized. The transcript has 2 exons. The record is from RefSeq and is a predicted model, not a curated record. Lineage: Eukaryota; Fungi; Ascomycota; Sordariomycetes; Sordariales; Sordariaceae. The annotation marks the transcript as partial.